Molecule: messenger RNA, 408 nt
Organism: Miscanthus lutarioriparius
Lineage: Eukaryota; Viridiplantae; Streptophyta; Magnoliopsida; Poales; Poaceae
Source: the annotation of a GenBank genome assembly
AUGUAUGGCCAUCGCUACCGCCACCCAGUGGUUCAUAGUACCUUCAUGUGGGGUGCCUCCACCGUGUUCCUCUCACUGACGUCCUCCAUCAUCAGCUCCUUUCUGGAUAGGAGCACAGAGCCCAAGUGUGACGGCAUGCUGCCACUGUUUGGCAAGCAAAACCCCGACGUCCAGAACAUGUGGACCCUUCUCCUGUGGAUCAUGCUCAUCCUCACCAUCAAGUGCAAUGCUGAUGUCGCCAUGGCAACUGUCGCCGCAGCUGUGGCAUCGCCUGACGGCAGCAACGUCCACAUCAACGGCCAGAGGAUCAGGGCCCCCGUGGAGGUCAUCGCUCAGUACGCCUGGGCGGCCUUCCUUAUCAGAGGCUCUGUGUCCCAUUGGUGGGAUGGCUGGGCCGUUUCAACAUAG